AUGACAAUAACGCACGUCGUCCUUUUCAAACUCAAGUCCUCUCUGUCGCCGGAAGAGGUCAAAGAAUUCUGCGAUGACAUGCUCGGCCUCCGCCACACAUGCAUGCACCCCACCAACAACACACCCUACAUCGUCUCCUCAUCUGGUGGAAAGGACAACAGUCCCGAGGGCGCUCAGGGAGGCCUUACACAUGGCUUCGUGGUCAUCUUCGAGAACGCUGAAGAUAGGGAUUACUAUGUGAAUGAUGACCCGGCGCACAAGGCUUUCGUGAAGAAGAAUGGGCCGAGAUUUGAGGACGUGCGGGUAGUGGACUACGAAGGCGGCGUAUACUAG
Cyphellophora attinorum is the source of this 333-nucleotide messenger RNA. RefSeq lists its product as uncharacterized. Lineage: Eukaryota; Fungi; Ascomycota; Eurotiomycetes; Chaetothyriales; Cyphellophoraceae. The record is from RefSeq and is a predicted model, not a curated record. Bases 1 to 333 code for a protein of 110 amino acids. The transcript is spliced from 3 exons.